GAUGCCGCUGCGGCGCCGCUGCUAGAGGACACGCUGGGAUUUAGCUCGGCUCCGAGACUCUCUCUCUCUCUCUCUCUCCCGCUCUCUCCCUCUCUCCCUUCUCCGCGGAGGGGUCCCGGACGGGGGUGAGGCCCUUCCACCGUCCUCCUCUUCCUCUUCGCCUCCGCGGCCGCGGGAAGAGCCCCUCUCCAUGAUGCAGGCUCGCUACUCCGUCUCGGACCCCAACGCUUUGGGAGUGGUGCCGUAUUUAAGCGAGCAGAACUACUACCGGGCUGCCGGGACGUACGGCGGCAUGGGCAACCCCAUGAGCGUCUAUUCGGGCCACGCCGAGCAGUACGCGGCGGGCAUGGGACGAUCCUACGGCCCCUACCACCCGCACCAACCCACCGCCCCCAAGGACCUGGUGAAGCCACCUUACAGCUACAUCGCCCUCAUCACCAUGGCCAUCCAGAACGCCCCCGACAAGAAGAUCACUCUCAAUGGGAUUUACCAGUUCAUCAUGGACCGCUUCCCUUUCUACCGAGAGAACAAGCAGGGCUGGCAGAACAGCAUCCGCCACAACCUCUCGCUCAACGAGUGCUUCGUCAAGGUGCCCCGCGACGACAAGAAGCCGGGCAAGGGCAGCUACUGGACGCUGGACCCCGACUCGUACAACAUGUUCGAGAACGGCAGCUUCCUGCGCCGCCGGAGACGCUUCAAGAAGAAGGAUGUCUCCAAGGAGAAAGAGGAGGCCCGGGAGCGGCUGCUGAAGGAGCAGCCCAAGCCCCCCGGCCUGCCCGGCGCCGACCUCCCCAAGGAAGCCUCCUCCUCCUCUUCCUCUUCCUCCGCCUCGGCGCCGGCCUCCGAGAAGAAAGUGGUGAUCAAGAGCGAGACGGCGUCCCCCGAGCUGCCCGUGAUCACCAAGGUGGAGACGCUGAGCCCGGCCAGCGGCGGGGCCGUGCGGGACAGCCCCCGCAGCGCCGCCUCGCCCCCGGCCGCCGCCUCUCCGGACGCGUCUCUGCCCGAGCAUCACCCGGCCGGUAACGGGCUGCCGGGCUUCAGCGUGGAGAGCAUCAUGACCCUGCGGACUUCCCCCGCGGGGGAUCUGAGCCCGGUGAGUGCCGCCUCGGGCAGGACGGGCGGCGGGCUGGCCCUGGGCUACCCCGCGGGGCAAGCGUCGGGCUACAGCGCGGCGUGCAGCCAGGCGCUGGACACUAGUGGGAGCUACCACUGCAGCAUGCGGGCCAUGAGCCUCUACAGCGGAGACAGGCCGGCGCACAUGUGCGCUCCGCUGGAGGACGGGCUGGCCGAGCAUCCCAGCGGCGCCCCUUCGCCCCUGGGCACGCUGAGCCUGCCCGCGGGGCAGGACGGAGCGCUGGGCACCGGGCAUCCCCACGGAGGAGGAGGAGGAGGAGGAGGAGGAGGAGGAGGGGCGGCGGGGGGACAGCCGGCGGCUUCUUGGUACCUGAACCACGGCGCUGAGCUGAGCCACCUGCCCGGGCACACUUUCGGCUCUCAGCAGCAGACUUUUCCCAACGUCAGGGAAAUGUUCACGUCGCACCGGUUGGGGAUGGAGAGCGCGGCGCUGAGCGAGCAUCAGGUGAGCAGCAACUCCGCCUGUCAGAUCCCCUACAGAUCCGCGCCCUCCCUAUAUCGCCACGCCGCCCCCUACUCCUACGACUGCACUAAGUACUGAGUAGCCGCCAACCCCCGCUUAGGCCCAUUAAAAAGAAUUAUUAAUAAUAAUUAUUAAAAAAAAAAAACCAAAAAACCAAAAAACAACCAUCGGGAGAAAUAAACCCACACCAAUAAAAAGAAAUCUGACAGCUUCCCCCCGUGGACUUUGCGGCCACAGAGUAUGAAGAUCCCAAAAGCCCCGGUUUUGGGCUUCCUUAAAAUCCGGGCAAGUAUAUUUUACUUGGGGGAAAAAAAAAAUUAAAAAAAAAUAAA
Hirundo rustica (Barn swallow) is the source of this 1929-nucleotide messenger RNA. It is a transcript of the gene FOXC2, whose product is annotated as forkhead box C2. Gene Ontology annotation, molecular function: RNA polymerase II cis-regulatory region sequence-specific DNA binding; DNA-binding transcription factor activity, RNA polymerase II-specific. The transcript has a single exon. Gene Ontology annotation, biological process: anatomical structure morphogenesis; cell differentiation; regulation of transcription by RNA polymerase II. NCBI's taxonomy places the organism in Eukaryota, Metazoa, Chordata, Aves, Passeriformes, Hirundinidae. The record is from RefSeq and is a predicted model, not a curated record. The coding region runs from base 191 to 1675 and encodes 494 amino acids.